CUGCUGUUUUGUUUAACCAUCCAAAUCUCAAGAUUGUGACAGUUGACAGUGUGACCACCUCAUCUGCUCUAGGGAGAUAAUAGCUCCGAUAUGAAGACUUUUCUCAUCUUCACUCGCUUGAGUCUACUAGCAGCUAAUUUUCCAGAAGUCAUUAUGAACGAAGAUCACAAUUCAAAUGAAUACUUUCAAGAUAAUUUUAAUGUUCCUUAUAUGGUGUAUCUGCAGUCCAGCCCAGAGCCUUGCGUCGGGACUCUCAUUGACCCUCAGUGGGUGCUCACUGCUGCUCACUGUUCCUUACCAACUAAAAUCCGACUGGGAGUUUACCGACCCAACAUCAAAAAUGAGAAAGAACAGAUAUGUGGUUACUCAUUGACUGUAGUCCAUCCUAAUUUUGAUGCAAAAUUCCUGAAAAAUGACUUGAUGCUGAUAAAACUCUCAUAUCCUGCUACUAUCAACAUGUAUGUAGGAACUAUCGCCCUAGCUAUGGAACCAAUGGUAUUUAAUGAAACCUGCUUCAUACCCACAUGGACCUGGAAUAACUACAAAAACUUUACUGAUCCUGACAUCUUGACAUGGACAAAUGAGUAUUCUCUUUCCCCAAGUGACUGCUGGGACAUUCUCCAGCAACACAGAAAAGAAACAAGAAUAAACAUUAUGUGCAUAGGACAUUUAUUCAAUACUGUAUCUGCAACUAAGGAAGUCUCAGCUUCUCCAGCCAUCUGCAAUGGGAGGGUGCAUGGAAUACUGGCCUGGGGGAAAGCAGGUGUAACCAAGGGAAGCAAAGGCUUCUUCACUGAAAUUCAUCCCUAUGCAAGAUGGAUCUUAAAGAUGAUGCAAUCACACUGAGAAGUCAUACCACUCAGUGUAAAAUAAUGCAGUCUCUACAAUGGAUCAACAAAUCAUCAUCUGUCUUACUGAAAAGAAUUCAAAGAAAAAUAUCCAAUAAAAUGUCACCAGAAAUGUAUGACUUUACCUUGAUCAUAAUGUAAACUUUGAGAACAAUGAGACAUUUAGUAACAAACUUAUUUAUUCACACAAAAAAUUGAUCAGACACCAGACACUUAGGACAUUCUGAUUGUGCUAAGAGAAACAUAUGUGACUGUAAAGUGUCCUUUGUCAUAAUUCAGUCUAUUCUAUAAUCUUGUAAUGAUUACUCUAAUGCAGAUGCCCAAUAGUCUUUAGUGGAACAUAAUUCUAACUAUUCUGCACAGUAGGAGAACUACCAAGUAGACAAACUAGGGGAAGAUAAACUAAAUAAUUGGUUAAAAACAAAAUAAGUAUAUAACUGUUAUGCAUUCUCUAAAAUAUGUGUAUAUAAUGACACUUGAGGGAGAAAACAGGUUUUAGGGAAGGAGAAAUAAUAAAUAGAUUUUAUGUGCCCCACA
Messenger RNA from Arvicanthis niloticus (Nile rat), 1385 nucleotides. Lineage: Eukaryota; Metazoa; Chordata; Mammalia; Rodentia; Muridae. The record is from RefSeq and is a predicted model, not a curated record.